AUGAAUGACGGUACACUCGUCAUUCGUGGAAAGAAGGUUCCAUCGCGAAAUGUAGGCGGUGUUGGUUCUGUUGUGCACCCAUCUGUCGUCCACCUUGUCGAUUCUAACGAGAUCCUGUCACCUCGUCUGGCCAUUCUUCACCUCCGCCCUCUGCGCCAAAAACCCAUCAGUAUCAUCAACUGCUACUCACCAUCAUCAGCAGCUGAUGAAUCUGAAUUGGACGCGUUUUACGAGGAGUUGGAAGAGGUAAUCCGCAACAAGAAGUCCUUCUAUAAAUUCGUUGUCGGAGACUUCAACGCAAAACUAGGAAAGGACACAGAGGAGGAAUACAGGAUUGGAAGAUUUGGACUAGGGGACCGAAAUGAAAAUGGCAAUCGUUUCGCCGGGCUGUUGUCCGCCGCUCGCCUCUUUCAUGGGAACUCUCUUUUCAUGAAAAAAGAUCGUCGUCGGUGGACAUGA
Messenger RNA from Necator americanus (New World hookworm), 459 nucleotides. RefSeq lists its product as uncharacterized. Lineage: Eukaryota; Metazoa; Nematoda; Chromadorea; Rhabditida; Ancylostomatidae. Bases 1 to 459 code for a protein of 152 amino acids. Gene Ontology annotation, biological process: chromatin remodeling. The record is from RefSeq and is a predicted model, not a curated record. Gene Ontology annotation, cellular component: nucleus. The transcript has a single exon.